This is a messenger RNA of Owenia fusiformis, 2015 nucleotides long. NCBI's taxonomy places the organism in Eukaryota, Metazoa, Annelida, Polychaeta, Sabellida, Oweniidae. The record is from the annotation of a GenBank genome assembly.
CAGUUAACUGAUAAUCAGCUGAGACCUUUGAUUUGUAAGACAAUGCAGAGAUCAAUAUAGGAGGAAACGUUGUAUAUUAAUGGUUUUGCGCAACAAAAUGGCAAGCUGCGGUCCACCAACACAAGAUGAGAGAUUCAGAGAGAUACUGACAUGUCCAAUAUGCCUGGAACAGUUCACAGAUCCGAAAGUAUUGCCUUGCCUACAUACAUUUUGUCUCGGUUGUGUAGACACUUGGGCGACAAAGCAUCAGAAUGGCACAAAACUGCCUUGUCCAGUUUGCAAGGAGGAGAUGGACAUACCAGAUGGGGGCCUAAAAGCAAUUAAACCUAACUUCCUCUUCAACACUCUUCACGAUGCAUUGAGUAUGUCCAAAGAUGGUGUCACUGACGAGCAGUUUUGUGAUAUAUGCUGUGAAGAUGGCGAAAAUGUUAAAGCCGAGAAGCGAUGCAUGGAUUGUGAUGAACAUCUGUGCCAAAACUGCACAAAGCUUCACUUGAGAAUGAAGUCAUCAAGGCAUCAUAAAAUGAUUCUACUCACAGGGGAUGUGGCAAAAGAUGUAAAACAUACAAUUGCUGCACUUCCUGAGCGUAGCGUAUAUUGCGAGAAACACCCACAAGAAGUGUUGAAGUAUUUCUGUAAAGAUGACAGCUGUGUGAUUUGCUCAACAUGCUAUGUGACCACUCAUAGUGGACAUUCAUGCUCCGAUGUAGUUGAAGAAGGAACAAACGUGAAAGAACGUAUAGCCAAGCUGCUAAAGACCGUUGAAUCAAAGAUAACUACAUACUGUGACAGAGUAAAGCAAAUACAAGAGUCCAAACAAAAUGAAGUUGAUGAUUUGAAAAGAGAGAUUUCUAAUGAAAAGGAAAAGUUCAUGAAGCAUGUUGAGAACUAUUACGAUAAGCAGCUUACAAAGGUUUGUGAACUUUGGGAGCAGACUGUGAAGAAAAUUGAAGCUUUUGGACAAAAAACAGAUGACUUGAAGGAAACAAAACAAUUCUUGGAAACUCUUGAAGACCACGGCCAUAUUACAGAGGUAAUUCGUUUUUCCCCUGAAGUUGACCAGAAAUCAGAAGAAUUGAAUGACGAAAGGGUCCUUGAUACACUUAUCCAGGAUGUAGGGCUAUGUAUUUUCCAACCGGGUGAGGUUGAAUCAGAACAAAGAUUGGCGAUGGGAAAGCUGAAGGAAGAAUUAGAGGGAGUUCCAAAUCAAAUGCCCGAUGAGCAAUCGAACAAAGAAGCCACGGCCUUGUUACCAGGUGCACCUAGAGAUCAAGAGGAUGAAAUCACGUCAGCCCUGCUACUGAAGGACUUUUCUUGGAUUUCAUCUAUCAAAUCUAUGGCUGUCAAAUCAAAUGGUGAAAUUGCUAUAAUAAGAGGGGAGUUCAGUGAUGAUGUACAGGUCUAUGAAAAAUCGAUGAGAGAUCUCAAUAAUGGCAAUAUUGCAGCCGUUGAUGAGGAUGCGAUUUUCCGCAUCAAUGGUUUCAAAAGUUACGUCAUUGAUUCCUGGCGGGGUAUCAAAUAUGAUAAUCCGAUUGCCAUGGCAGUGAAUAGCCAAGAUGAAGUUGUUCUUAUCUUUGGAGGGAGGGGGAAUAUCGUUUUGGCUUCUUUAGAUGGCGAUGAAAAUGUUGUAAAUUGUUGGUUGAAGGAGCCCAAAGAUAUUUGUGUGGACGCAUCUGAUAACAUUAUUAUAGCUGACACUGGUAAUAAAACCGUUCAAGUUAGGGAUUCAAAAGGGAAACUAAUAUCAAAGAUUCUCAAGGGCGUUGAAUGUACCUCUGUGGCCAUAACCAAUGAAGGAAACCUACUCUGUGGUACAGAUGAUGGGAAAAUAUACAAGACCGGAUACAUUUAAAAUUACUAACUUAAUCACACAAAAACUGCGAAAGUAGAUGUGAUAAUCACGCUUGUCAGUCUAUGUUAGUUGACAUUGACUUCUAUAAAAAUGUUGAGGUAACUGUUGGUUAUAUUACGUCCGUUUAUAAAGAAUUAUGGAAUAAAGAUCGUGAUUGUUUGAA